UAUUUGUAUAUAAAAAUUGAAAAAUAAGCUUGGAAGCAGCUUUGUUAUUUGUUAAUUAUUGUUUUAUUUUAAUAUUUUAGGCUCGCGUUUGCUGUUCGUGUAUAAUGUGAAAAAAUAUAAACCAGGAUUUCUUUCUAUUUAAACUAUUGGAAUAAUUGGCCCACCAAAGGCCUUUUUUUGAAAAAAUGGCUGAUGGUCAAGGAAACAUAAAUAGACCAAACACGGGCACAGUGCCAAAAAAAAAGUAUUCCAACAAUGCUAUGGCCGUUCAUUCUACAAACGACCAAUCAAAAGGUCCAAGGAUGUCCAACAAUCUAACUUCCUCAUGGCAUGUGCCAGUCGAUUCAAAUUUUAUCCACAAUAAACGCAGAAAUCAGAGAAAUAGAUACUCGACAAUGGAUGUUGCAUUGGACCGGGGAGAAAUACCAAAUGGUAUUGGGAAUUAUUCAGUUAAUGGCAUAACCCCAGCUAGUAGCUCAUCAACCUCGAGAAGAAAUUCUGUAGGUUCAACCCUCAAAUGCGACAAUGUAACUAAAUAUCCUGACAGAAAACAAAUAGAGGAUAAACUAAGUCAGAUAAGAGAGUAUCUAGAAGUCACCAGUUCCCUGAUGACUAGCAUUCGGAAUUCCGAUGAACAGAUUUUCAAUAUCGAUGAGAAAACAAAUCUACUCCAAACAAGAAACGAUUUGUUGGACAGCGAAAAAAAGUUGUUAAACCUUUUGGAAGAACUUGAUAAUAAUCAAAAAGUAGACAUUGAAACUGAACAGAGUCUCAGUAACGUGGACAAUUAUUCAGAUCAUAGCGGAGAUUAUAUAAAAAACACUGAGUCCGAUUUUAACAGUUACGACAAUGAAUUAACUGCAAUGAGAGAUCAGCAAUUGUCUUUGUUAAAAUUGCGUCAAAAAUCUGAAAAUAGAUUAAUGGACGCCAGACAUGUUCAAGAAAAAAUGGCAGUAGCCAGCCAAUUAGGUAGUAACCAAAUGAAUUUGGACCCUCAAAAAUGCAACAAAAAUACAUCGUUGAUGGAAUUUGAUAGUGCCAUUAGAGAAUUAGAAGAAAGGACCAAGAGACUUAACAGAAAUAAGCCUCCCAAUGAAAAUUACCAUGCUGAUAAAAUUAUGUCGGACAUGCAUCAUUUGCAAAGUCAAAUUGUCGGAAUGCAUGAAGCCAACAAUGAAAGAGAGCAACUUAUCGAAGUAUUGGAUAACACAGAUACUGAGCUACGUUCGCAACAAGCUCAAUUAAAAAAGAAAUUGUUGGAGUUGCAAAAUAAAAAAGACCAAGUUGAUCAGCUCGUAAUGCAACUUCAAUGUAUGGACGAAGAUAAUCAAAGUGAUGUCGGAAUGCAAGUUAGAAAUAUGGUCACGAUGAAGGAUCAGCUCAAUAAAUUAAAAGGUAUGCUGGAAAUUGUGAAUAAUACUGGUGAACAUGCUUCACCAGCCGAAGUACAGGCAGCUGCUAAUGAAAUUUGUCUCACAGCCGAAAAUUUACAAAAUGAAAUUGCUAAACCUGGUCAUAAGAGAAAUGAUAGUUAUGUGGAGAAUAGAUUGGACAAUCACGUUUCUAACGACACUUAUCAAAAGCAAUUGAAUAAAGCGCAAAGGAACCAAGGAGCUAAACCCAAACAGAGGAGUAGCAGUAUUAAUGAUAAAUUGGCACUACAAUCAGAAUUGGAAGCUAAAAAGAGAGAGUUAGAGGAAAUUAUGGGGAAACAUAAAGCUGCCACAUCGAAUCUUAACCAUGACGUAAGAGGAAACCUUUCUAACGAUAUAUCAUGGAAACCACCCAUUUUAUGUCAGGAUCAAGAUAGUGAUGAUAGAUUAUCAAGUGAUGCAGAUGAGAACGAAUAUUCAGAAGUUCAAGAUACUGAAAAUAUGAUCUUCCCGCAACAAAUCAACUGCUACUAUGACGACAAUAGAUCCAAACGUAGUUUGGGCAAUAAUAGACCAGUUCCAGAUAUUACUCCUUUAGAGCCAAAUCCAGGAGCUGAAAUUCGCGACACUAUGCGACAUGCUAGAGUACGAGCAAAUAAUCAGGAUCAGGAGAAACAGGACAAGCUUCAAAAACAACUAGAACUUAUAAAAACGGUCUGCGACUCCGUCCUGGAGCAAAUGCCAACAAACAACCAAACAUCAUCCAAUAAUAUUCAACAAGUACGAAACAACAUCACUCCCUCUUCAGGCUACUCUGAACAGCAACGAGUUUCUUGUCCCGCCAGCCCUUUUCGGCCCAAUCAGCAACAAGUCAACGUUUUUCAUCCCCAAUCUGAUGCUACACCUUGGCAACCUGCGGGACAAAAUCACGCCAACGAUACCGGCAACUACCAAAACUGGUUGUCAACCAACACAUUGCAAACGCAGUCGUUUAUGUUGAAUACUUUGAAUCAGUGUUGUCAAAUGUUGUGGCUCCAGCAAAGGGAAAUGAAUCAGCUUAGAAAUACUGUAAAUGUGCUACAAGAACGUUUAGACUUGCAGCCGUAUCAGCAACAACAGCCACAACCAGGAACUUUACCCUCCAACCCCAUCUACAAUCAACCCUCUACCCAAAACAAUCACCUCCGUGUCCCUCCGCCUGUCCCUCAAAAAACUAACCAAGUGUCUGCAGCUUGUUCAAUGCCCAAUCUUAACCAAUAUAACCCUGUGACAGCCAAUAGCGACUUGGCUUUCGUUAAUACUAGCAACGUUGUGCCUAACAGUGCCCUGUUAGAGUCUUGUCUCAACAACGUGAGCCACCUGAAUUCGACACAGGCGUGUGAUAAUGUUAACAAUUUGCUGCAUGCAGUGAAUUCUAACCUGAACCAGGCGAUACCAGCUCAGAUUUGGAACGGACAAGCGCUGAACAAUCAAGUGGCGCCUGGUAACAGGGCUAACAACUACUGGGAUAACUUUAGAAGCUAUUCCCGACAAAACCAGUUGUCCUCAAAAAACAGCGAUAGCAGCAUUCCUAACGCAGCUUCUGGCUUAGAACGCUUCCAUUUAGACAGAGUGAAUCCAUUCCCCGUAACGUCCACUUCAAAAAGUAAUUCAGAACAUUCUUCUAUCAAUUCGCGAGAAAAUACUCCUAGAAAAAGAAGUUUUAAAGGUGCAAGGAUUGUGGAAAGUGUCAAACCAACUACAGAUCAUCAUGCUCCUCCUCCGGACGUAUUAAAUGUUAAUCAAAAUGUACACAAAACUACUUUUGAGCAAGUAGAAAUGCCUCCUGCUUCUGAACCAGGAUCCACGGUGAGCUUAAAAGAUCUCGAAUUGGAUUUUAGUAGAUUAUCGAAUGACGAAGUUAGAAUCCAUCAACAAGACAGACAAAGAAGAAAUGAGAUUCGUGAUCAAAGACCAAAGAAAAAUAAAUUGGUAGAAGAAUUAAGACAAAAUGUCUAUAAAGAAGUGGCGUCUUUAAUAUCAGCUAACGAAGCCAGGCCUCAUUUUCUGAUCCAGUUAUUCAAAGAUCUGCAAAAAAUCGAAUCCGACUCUUUGAGAUUCGAAAUUUUACAAUCCGUCCAGAAUAUUUUGACUCAGUCCAUGCAUUGUGUUCCUAAUCCAACUGUUGCCGCUUCAAGACAGGAGGGUGACGAGCCCUUUCUUCAAAAUUCCUAUAAAGAAAUAGUGGCCCUUUUAGAAGCCAAUGAAGACGAAACUAUAGGCAGUCACCUUUUAGCUAACAUCAGACAAGUAUUUGUUGACAGUGAACUUUUCAAAGAUUCAGUUAAAGACACUGUAUUCUUAAAACAUUUUUCUAAUGUGUUAAAUGACGUAUUGGAACAAUAUCGUGGAAAAAAGGUGCACGAUGUCAAGAUUCAUUUAAUACAAACCAUAGGAGAUUUAUUACAAGGAGAAUUGUCGUUUAUUCAUCUCAUACAAGAAACUAUUCCAGAAGGUUGUAUGCCCCAAGAACAAAAAGAUUCUGUACUGUCUAAUGUAGCUUUCAAUGUGGCAAGCUCAUUAUUUGAUAUUCCUAACAAUCAAGGCCCUUGUGAUAAUAUCCAAAAUGAUGAUCUAACAGAAGCCGAUCAAGAUCAAGGCAGACUUAAUGAAAGUGAACUCGAAGAGGAAGGAGCCGUUGGAGGUAUUAUUGAAGUGAUUGAAGAAAACUUACAUAUUUUAUCACAGGAUCCAGAAGACAUGUUGAGUGUUCCAAUUAUAGAAUUUCCUACAAAUGGAGAUGGCCUUGACCAAGUUCCGAUAAGACUUCCUACUAAAAUUAAAUCCGGUGCUACAACUCCUACAAAAGAUUUAAAUCCUCAUCACGAUUCCGAGUCCUACUGAGAAAGGUUGUUUCAAAUGAAAUUAAAUAUAUUUCGCUUGCUCUAUCUAAAUGACUGCAAUUAAUUUAUUAUAUAAUAAAUGGUGAGUGAGAAGCCAAGAUGCUGUGUAUAUAUUUUUUUAAAUUAUAUUAUCUGUUAAAUUAUUAUUUUAAAAUGUUUAGCUGCUUAUUGAGUCUCAUUAUAUUCCACUAUUAACCUAAAAUAAAAAAGGUGUAUGUUUAAAAAUAAAAACUGAACAGUAUUUAAGAAAAUGUAGUUUUAUUUUAAUUAAGUAUAAAAGUCGUAAUGUUAAUUAAUUAAUCAAAAUCAAAAAACUAUUUAAUGAGAAGGCACUUUUGAGCAAAUUUUUGUCAGUUUACAUAAUAGUAAGCUACUACUGGAAUAACAUUAUGUAUUUAUUUCCGUGACAUGAAAAAACUCACAUCUAAAAUUCAUAUUUGAUAUUGGUUAGGAUAUUUACCAGAUUCUUAAUACAAGUUAUGAAAAGGUCAGCAAGUUUUACAUAGAACGUAAUUUCUAAUUCUAAAUCGAUAUAAAAAUACAUAGGUACUAGAGAGGAACUGAAAAUAAGUAAUUUUUCUAACAAUCUAGUGUCAAAUUUAAAUUACAUAUACAUGAGAAAAGUACCCAAAAAUAUAGGGUUUUUUACAUAUUUAUCAAAAACUAAUUCUAAGGUGAGUAUUCAUUUGAACAUUGACUCGAACAAAAAUAAUGGGGGAAGUGAAUAAUAUAAAAAAGUUUUACCUACUUUUGGGAAUGUUCAAACCAUCUAACUAUAAGCAGAGACACUUCUAUGUGACAAAAAACGAAUACAUUUCGAUGCUUCAAAUGAUCCUACUAAAACCUGGAUAAUUUCAAAAGAGAUUCUGAGAAUACAUCUUACAGUCAAAAUGUGGUAGGAACUUUUUUAGAAUUGGUAGGUACUUUAUUUGUAGCAAAAUGUAUGUAAAUAAAAAGGCAUUGUGAGUAGCACAAAAUCUUCGAAAUGCUCAAGUGAAUAUUUACCUUCAAAUACGAAAAUAUUACAUAUUUCUACUAGAUUCCCAAUGAUAAUGACUGCACCCAUGGGUUUCUCGAAGAAGAUCUUCAUCUAAUUGACUAAGGUGAAUGGGCAAGCACUUAGCCGUAUUUGGUACAUUAACUGGUUCUAUAAACAAUAAAAGAAUCAUCAAUCAA
This is a messenger RNA of Ceutorhynchus assimilis (cabbage seed weevil), 5431 nucleotides long. Lineage: Eukaryota; Metazoa; Arthropoda; Insecta; Coleoptera; Curculionidae. The record is from the annotation of a GenBank genome assembly.